CAUCAGAGAAGCCACAACUUGUUGCCAAGUGAGUUGACCUACCAGUUGCGCUGCAUCGCGCCUCCUAGAAUACGAUGUCUGGGCAAGAAGAGCAGCUCACCGAGUUGCUUCUAACGCUCAAGAAAACAACUCCAGAGCAAGCACGCGCUAUCCUCGCAUCCACGCCACAAAUCGCGUAUGCUCUCAUUGGUCUGAUGGUGAAAAUGAAUGCUGUAGACGUCCAAGUCCUGCAGAAAACACUCACGGCCUAUUCAGCAUCGAUCCAGCAACAGCAACAACAGAAUGCAGGUCCGUCGACGGCGCCUGUCAUACAGCCUGCUUCUGCAAUCCCACCCCACCUCCAGCAGUACCGUACACCAACGCCACAGUCACAAACGCCGCCGCACGUGCCAUCACAUACACCUACCCCUCCUCAUUAUCCCAAUGGACACGGGCAAGCUCCACAGCAAAAUUUCGGUUAUGGGGCGCCCUCUCAAUAUGGUAUACAAGGAGGAUAUAGCGCGCCACAACAAACCCCCAUAGGCGGUGGCAUGAUUCCAGAUGCCCUGGCAUCGAUUCCCGAGGAACAAAAGGCCAUGAUAAUGCGCGUCAUAGCUAUGACGCCAGACCAAAUCAACAUGCUGCCGCCGACAGAACGCGCGAGUAUUAUUCAGCUGCGUGCAACGCUAGGGCUGCCGUCAUAAGGGUCUGCGCUAGCCACUCAUAUCUGAAUACGACAUAGAUAACCCGCAUCGGGAUGAUACACCAGGGCGUUCCUCGAGAACGUAAGUGAUUUUCUUUUGACCCGCGGUGUAUCGACCAAGGCAGGCGCGAGUUUAACCCAUUGGAGAUGGUGACCAGCAAAUUAACCGAAUUGAUCUUGGCGAGCGACACUUGAUAGAAUUCUAAUUUACGAUUCAAUUACUCCGUUGUCUGAAUAAUGGACUGAUGAUGCAAAUGUGAUUCGGAGGCUUACAAAAAAUCUUUAGUAAAUGUUUAUCA
Messenger RNA from Suillus discolor, 981 nucleotides. RefSeq lists its product as uncharacterized. The transcript is spliced from 5 exons. The record is from RefSeq and is a predicted model, not a curated record. Gene Ontology annotation, biological process: mRNA 3'-end processing. Lineage: Eukaryota; Fungi; Basidiomycota; Agaricomycetes; Boletales; Suillaceae. Gene Ontology annotation, cellular component: mRNA cleavage and polyadenylation specificity factor complex. Bases 75 to 683 code for a protein of 202 amino acids. Gene Ontology annotation, molecular function: mRNA binding.